Messenger RNA from Cataglyphis hispanica, 834 nucleotides. Its product is annotated as ADP-ribosylation factor-like protein 16. Bases 259 to 786 code for a protein of 175 amino acids. Lineage: Eukaryota; Metazoa; Arthropoda; Insecta; Hymenoptera; Formicidae. The record is from RefSeq and is a predicted model, not a curated record. The transcript is spliced from 2 exons. Gene Ontology annotation, molecular function: GTPase activity; GTP binding.
AAAACACUUUUAAUUGUUUCAUUUAAUAAAUUUUGCAACUACACGCCUUAAUUAGCAUGUUUUAAUUCUAUUGUCGAUGAAACUAUAUCGUUCUGGCGGUAAACCUGUUAAAUCAAUAGUAGUUUAUCGUCUAUACAAGUAUGCAAAAGUUCUCAUACAAGCGUGAGAAUCACAGCAUAUAUAUAAUUAUAAUCAGACUCGUAGAUAUAUUUGAGCAUAAAAAGUGAACGAUAAUUGACAGGCUUUAAACGGAAAGAAAUGUGUCUCUGCCUUGGGCCAUUUAAAUCAGGUAAAACUCUUCUAAUGAAAAGUCUUCAAGGAGACGAGAUUGACGAUGCGACUUAUACCGUACCUACCAAUGGGAUAAAUUUAUUUACUAUAAAAAAUGAUACUGGCGAAUUCGACAUGGUGAUCAAAGAAAUCGGAGGUAGCAUGGCACCGAUAUGGAAGCAUUACUUUGACAAGAUUCAUAAAAUAAUCUACGUAGUGGAUACGAGUAAUCUUUGUCAAAUAAGCGCAGCAGGUAUAUUGCUCUAUUCUUUCUUGGUGGAACCGAGAUUACAAAAUGUAAAAGUCGCGCUUAUUUUGAACAAAAUGGAUGUUUCGUACCGUCAGAUGAGAAACGAAGCUCUACUGAUGCUGCAAUACGCUCGUUUACAAAGAGAAGUGACGCAAAAGAUCACCGUAUUGGAGACCAGUGGAAUGACGGGUCAAGGUGUGGAGGAUCUACGCGGCUGGUUAUUUGAUCCAGAAACGCUGAAAACCACGCUCAAUGCUAAUAAGUGAACAACGAUUAUAUCGUUACGUGAUGAAAAAGAAAGUUAUCUUAAAAUA